AUGAAUGAAAGUAAAAGAAAUAAUCCAAAUAUUAAUGAGCCAUCUCCAGAAAAUACUUCAAUUUCCAUCGGGGGUCCCGCUAAAAAAACAUCACUAAAAUCAAAAAUCCAGUUAGAUUUGGUCUACAAUAGUUAUUUACAAGCACUUUUAAAACAAGAAAUAGUGGAGAAGGAAAUAAAGAAACAAGAGAAAGUGCUCAAUGGACAAAUUUUAUUGCAAGAGGAAAAUGUAGCACAAAUGAAAGAACGUUAUAAUCAGAUUAAAAAAGAGACUGAUCUAUUAAUAAAAAAGGAAGAGAUUGUUAAAAUGAUUAACACCUUAGAAGAAAAUAUAAAUAAAAUAAAGGGUCUUUAUACAAAUUAUCAAACACAAGAACAUGUAGAAACUGUCCAUGGCGCUUUAACAUAUAUAAGUGGCACUUUAGUUUUAAAAAAUAUAAAAUCAUUAGAGAAUAAAGAUCAAGAAAAAUUGGUAGACUCUGUUAAAAAACUUACUUUGGCAACUGAAAAAGUUGUUAAUUGUGGAAGAGAUUUUGAAGGUGUUCACAAGUUGGCUGAAGAUUGUAGAAAUUUAAUCCAAAUUGUUAAAAAAAUUAAAGAAUCUCAAGUUGUGCUAUCUACUAUGGAGGAAGAUGCUGAGCUGACAGUUUUACAGAAGUUAUCUGAUGAAUUCGCUAAGCAAUAUGAAAAUGUUGAAUAA
Messenger RNA from Psylliodes chrysocephalus, 699 nucleotides. NCBI's taxonomy places the organism in Eukaryota, Metazoa, Arthropoda, Insecta, Coleoptera, Chrysomelidae. The record is from the annotation of a GenBank genome assembly.